Arabis nemorensis is the source of this 840-nucleotide messenger RNA. The record is from the annotation of a GenBank genome assembly. Lineage: Eukaryota; Viridiplantae; Streptophyta; Magnoliopsida; Brassicales; Brassicaceae.
AUGUCUGGAAAAUCAUCACCACCUCGUCGGGACAAAUCGGAGAAGAAGAAGAACAUUCCGGUGGAUAUUCCGGCGAAAAUCACUAUGUUUGCUGUUCAAGAUGAAUUAUUGACGACAAGGCAUGAGAUCCUCAAGGAGGAUCAUGAGAGUCUGAAACAAGAUUACGCUAGUCUCGAGGUAAGGUUUAAGCAUGUAGAAGAAAUGAAUGAGAUUAUGAAAUCGCAUCUUGAGAACCAACUUAAGGAACCCGAGGCGAAAAAUCAACGCUUGCUUAAGGAUAUUGAGACUGAGAAAGAGGAGAAGAAGAAAAUCGUUGAGGAGAUUAAGAGAAUGGAGGAUGAGUUGAAGAUGAAGAACGAGGAGCUCUUGAUUUUGAAAGAAGAAGCAGAGACAGAUCAUAAGAAGAUGGAAGAUAAGUAUAAUGAAUUAGUUGAGAGAUUUGGCGCGAUUGUAAAGGAUUGUUCAUACUUGAAAUCACUAUGUGAUGAUGAGAAUCUAACCAAUCAAGAACUGAACAAUGUGGUCGGUCAAGAACGGAACAAUGUGGCUGAGAAGGUAAUCGGUCGAGGAGGGAACAAUGUGGCUGAUGACAAUGAUGUGAUUAUGGUGGAUGAGUAUCGUAAUGGGAACAAUGUGGCUGAUGACAAUGAGGUGAUUAUGGUGGAUGAGUAUCGUAAUGUGAACAAUACUGUGACAGAUACGAUUGUGAUCAGCGAUGGGAGUGAUACCGAGUAUGAUAAUCCACCAAGAGAGAGUAACAUAACCCCUCAAAUGCAUGUUGGUGUCAAACAAGAAGAACAAUGGAGCAAUGGAGCAAACUCAUCACAAGUCGGGGAAUGA